AAAGCCGCGAGGAGCAAAGCAAAACGUUUUGAUAAAAUAAUAUUUACUUUGUAUAAAAACAAUAUUAGUCUUGCGACCAUAACAUAUUUACUGCCAAGAGUUUAAUAACAUGGCUCUCGUGAAACCCAAGUCUGAACUGACGCCGGAGGAACUGGCGCGUCAAGAGGAAGAGGAGUUUAAUACUGGCCCUCUUUCGGUGCUCACACAAUCUGUGAAGAACAAUACACAAGUGCUAAUAAACUGCCGGAAUAACAAAAAACUAUUGGGACGUGUUAAGGCCUUUGACCGCCAUUGCAACAUGGUGCUGGAAAAUGUGAAAGAGAUGUGGACGGAACUGCCACGCACAGGCAAGGGUAAAAAGAAAGUUAAGCCUGUGAACAAGGAUCGGUUUAUAUCGAAAAUGUUUCUGCGUGGCGACUCCGUAAUCCUGGUACUUAGAAAUCCAUUGGCAACGGCCGCUGGCAAAUAAGCUGAAGUAAUAACCACAAGCAACAACAAAUCAUUCUACAUACAUUAAUUAAUAAAAACCAAAUUCAUUUGUUCAUAA
This is a messenger RNA of Drosophila busckii, 547 nucleotides long. RefSeq names its product probable small nuclear ribonucleoprotein Sm D2 (gene SmD2). Gene Ontology annotation, molecular function: RNA binding. Gene Ontology annotation, biological process: spliceosomal snRNP assembly; RNA splicing. Bases 110 to 469 code for a protein of 119 amino acids. The transcript has 2 exons. Gene Ontology annotation, cellular component: precatalytic spliceosome; catalytic step 2 spliceosome; U2 snRNP. The record is from RefSeq and is a predicted model, not a curated record. NCBI's taxonomy places the organism in Eukaryota, Metazoa, Arthropoda, Insecta, Diptera, Drosophilidae.